CUGCAUCUACGGCGACUAUCGCGGCAGCACGCGCCGUGUACCACGAGACCGACCCAAAGACCUUCGCGACCCAACCUCACCCUAAUCUAUCUCCGCGUCGUGCCGUCUCUAACCUCUCACACCGAGCGCUGCUUUAUUCAGGGGGAUUCCCUGACGCGUCGCGUGCUCUCUCUUUCUCUCUCACUCUCUCUUUCUCAUACCACUUAACCUAAUCGUAACUUUGUCAAAGACAGUCCACCACGUGUCUUCCAUCAUUUUUUUUUAAAUCCCUGAUUAACGCUACUUUAUUUUUUUUUCCUUUUUCUCACUGUGGCAUUUUUUUUUUUUAUUAUUUCUUUUCUCCAAUUGUGAUAUUUUUCUAAUUUCGAAAAAAAAUUUUUCCUUUUUUUUUUUUUGUUUCAAUGAUUUUUGGAGGACAAUUUGAUGUAAAUUAUUGGUGAAAGUGACUCGUGACGUGAUCGAGUGAAUACACCGGUUGGUUUACCACUCGAUGACAAGCGGUAUAACCGCGAUGUAAUUGCUCGUUCGACAAGAACGAGGUGCGCUCGCGCGUUAGCGCGUCGCCGCAGUAAAUUAACGUCACAGUCGCAAACAUUUUGGAAAUAAAAAAAAAAAAAAAAAAACGGGUGGGGGAUAAUUGAUCCGUUUUUUUCGAUUUUUGAAAUUUCUUUUUCUUACUAAUUAAAUUAUUAUAGGCAAUUUUAUACUCUUUUCCCUUAAGACUAAAACGAUUUUCAAUAAAAGAAAAAAUAUCAUUAGGUAUUAAAAAAAAAAAAAAAAGUGAAAUAUUAAAAAGUGGGCGAAUAAAUAAACGUAUCAUGAGCGACGGAAUUGUCGGUGCAAUAACAAUCAGUUUGUUCGGAGGUGAGAAGAAGAGGAGGGAGAGCAUGGAUGCUGGAUACUCGAUGCUGAGUGGCGAUCUCGACGUCUCCAGGAUGUUCGACCAGUACACUUACAAGAGAAGUGACAACAUCGACUUGUCUCUAAGCGUACCGCAGCACCAUCAGACGUCGUAUCAUCACGACGGAUACAAUAUGACUGAUCAGACUUUUCACACGCCAAGUUUCGGCGAUGAGGAUUUUGACAUCCCUUCGAUCCACACGCACUCGCAUCAACAACAUCAACAACAGCAGCAACAUCAUCAACAGCACGACCCAAUGCACGCUUAUCAAUCACAGAUGAUGCCAAAUGGCGGAAUGCAGCAGUCGCCAGAUGGAUUGAGUUUGGAUCCCGGCGGAUAUCAGCAACCGCUUUACCUACAGCAGGAACACUCUAUGCAACCAAUUAGCGUUAGUUCGGCAUACAACAGUCCUCAAGGAUCGUAUUCAACAAUGAAUUCACCGGGACAACAGCACAGUAAUCAACAGUUGCUUUUGUUGCAACAACAACACAAUCAACAGCAGCAGCAGCAACAACAACAACAGCAGCAGCAACAGAUGCAACAACAACAAAUGCAAUAUAUGCAUUCACAACAGCAGCAACAACAAGCGCAGAUGCAACAACAACAACAACAACAACAAAUGCAUUUCACCUCGCAUCGAGGUUCUGCGGGACCAAGUCCAUCAACAAUGCCAAACGCUCUUCCGGAGAACAAUAAUACUACAACCAGUGAAGACAGCGACGAUAGCACACCUCAUUCCGCAAUGAUGGCAGGAAUCAAACGACCAUCGCCAGAACCUGCCGAUGCAACGACUAAGGCACAGAAGAAGCCGAAAGCCCAAAAGAAAAGGAAGAAGAAAGAUCCCAAUGAGCCGCCAAAGCCAGUUUCUGCUUACGCACUUUUCUUCAGGGACACUCAAGCAGCAAUUAAGGGACAAAAUCCAAAUGCAAGUUUCGGUGAGGUUUCCAAAAUUGUCGCCUCCAUGUGGGAUGCACUUGACACCGAACACAAAGACGUUUAUAAAAAGAAGACAGAGGCAGCGAAAAAGGAAUAUUUAAAAGCCCUGGCAGCUUAUAGGGCCUCAUUGGUCAGUAAGGGUGCAACUGAUAAUGAACAACAACCACAACAACAGCAACAACAACCCCAACCACAAACUGUUCCAUAUGGAGUUGUUCCAUAUUCAGCAUAUGGAGGAAAUACACAACCAGGAAAUGUUGCUUAUCAAGUUUACAGUCCACAACCACAGCCACCUUCACCCCAACAACAACAUCAACAACAACAACAACAGCAUCAACAACAAAUGGGCAUUAAAAAAUCCCCCCUUCAUCUCGCUCAAAUGCAAGGCAAUCAACAGCAACAACAGGCUUUAAUGGGAAAUCCAAUGGCACCACCUCACAUGACGCAGCAACACAUGCAGCAACAAGUCUCGCAACAACAAUAUAUGCAGCAGGUUUCUCAGCAACAGGUGCAACCAGUACAGGUUCAACAACAACAAAUAAUGCACAUGAGCCCACCGAGAAAUGACAUGAAACAGGAUUUAUCAAGUCCACCACCUGUUAAUUCAUCACAAGCAGCAAUGGUUGCUCAAAGGGCACCAUCAAACACUUGUAUUCGUCAUGGUUGCCCAAAUCCAGCAGUUGCCAAUACCGAAUGGGAAGAUGAAUAUUGCAGUAAUGAGUGCGUGGUCAGCCACUGCAGGUUUGUAGACGUUUUCACAACUUGGGUCUCGACAAAUCAACAACAGAAUUUUUCAACUGUAAAAUAGAACAAGUCAAUUGUCAAUUGGUAAAAUCUAAAACACACAAUUCGACUGUGAAAUGGAAAUGAAAAGAAAAAAAAAAAAAAAAAAGCAACAAUGAUCGCUUCGAAACUGAGAAUCAGAAACUAUUCCAUUUCGGUUUCAUUUUUGGGAGAGAUGAGAGGUUCAUAGUAACUUGUCAUGUAUUUAUUGACCCCUUCUUCUUAAUCCAAAUUCUACACACCAAGAUUUUUAUUGACGAAGCGACAAUUUUCCGAAAUAACGAUGUCGCGUUUUUAAAUAAUCGCGUCAUCAAUUAUUUUUUUUUUUUUUCAAGAGAAUGUCGAAUGCUCCGAGAGUGUGAGAGAAAGAGAGAUAGCGAGAGAUCCGUUGGAACUGAGGAUUAAAAGUACAAGUAAUAAAAAAAAAGAGAGAAAGAAUGACGUAUUGCAUGUAAAUAAAUACGACGGCGUAUGACGAAUACUUUGUAUUUUAUUUUUUAUUUUUUUUUCUGUUUUUUUUUUUGUUUGUUUCCGUGAAAGUGAGAGCAACAAUUUUUUGGACAUGCAGAAAGGAAGUUGUAGAAUAAAAAGAAAAAAAAAAAAUGAGAACAAAAACUUGCAUUCGGCAGUGCCAUGGCUGGUUGUUUCACACUUCACACUUUGAAAACUUAGCUAGGAAUAUAAACGAAUCUAUACAUACAAUAUAAAUAAAUAUAUAAAUAAAGAUAAAUAAUUAUAUAUAAAUAUAUAAUUAAAAAAAAAAAAAACCGAGUUGCGAUCACAAAUAGUGACCCGUCGUUAAACCCUGCGAACUCGGCGCAAAAUAUGCAGUAUUCUAUUUAAUCCGAAAAAAAAACUUAACGAAGAGCUAAAAGAAAACUAGUCCAACUUUGAGAAUUCGAGAAAAAAUGACAAUUUCAAUGUGUCUAUCCAUUAAUCAUCAUUUUAAUUUCAAUUUUAAUGAAUUUCAUUGUUGGAAGUUUAUAGAUUACUUCGAAGAUGAUAAAAAAAAAGAAAGAAGAAGAAGAAUAAGAAAUAUGCAACAGGGCUCCACUUAUUUUUACAUCAUUUCUACUGGCAUUCAAUUCGUGUAAUAAUCAAACUAGUUCGACAAUUUGGUAUAUCGACGGUUUUAAAUAAAUGAUAUCGAAUCAUUUUAACUGAGAUAUAAAAAAUAUAUUUGUUUAAUUAGAAAAUACAACACUUUACGCUUUCUUAAGUGGAAAAAUUUUAUUUCCUUUUCUCCUUUAUUAUAUAUCAUAGUUAAUCCCGUUUUUUUUUUUUUUUUUUUUUUUUGUUUCGUUAAAGAUCGAGGAAGCGCAGAGAGUUUUAAUUUUGAAUAUAAAUUAUUUAAGUUGAUACAAAGAGAAUUUCAUAGUUUUUAAAAAGAAAAAAAAAAGAUUUUAAUAUUAAAAAAAAAAAGCAAGCGAGGUAUUUAAACAGCGUGUUUUGUUAUUUUUAAAGAUUUAGUAAACCAAUUUGGGCUCUGAAAUUAUCGUAAACAGUAUGUAUCGUUAAGAAAUGAAAUGUUUCGCGUUCUUAGCAAGUGCUGAUGAAAAGAAUGAAAUUUUCUUUUAUAAAAGCAUAAAUUUUUUUACAUAUUUGAAUGUUUUAUUUUAAUUUGUUUUUUUUUUUUUUUUUGAUGAUGUUAUUUAGCACUUGUUGAGAACGUUUCAAGAUUUUUUAAUCGUUUGUUUUUUGAUAUUCUUAUGUAAAUAUCUAAAUAUAUUCUAUAGAUUUAUAGGUUUUAUUGUAAACAUAAUCAAUACUGUAUUAUAUUGAUAACGAUUUGUGGUAUAUUAAUAUACUAUAUAUGUACAACUAUAGAAUGCAGCAGGAAUAUUUGCAUUUGGCUGGUGCUAUUUAAAAAAAAAAAAAACAAAAAAAAAUUGCUGAAAUCGUGUAGAAUCAAGAAUGAAAAAAGUUUUGCCAAACACGAGUGUUUAUAACAUUUCAAGAUUUCUUUGAAAAAGAAUGCAAUAUAAUCGAGAGGAAAAAAAAAAUAGUUUGGCAUCUUUUUUUUGUGCAUUAUAACGAAACGAACAGCGUUUUUUACAGAUCUGAUCUUUAAGUAAUCCCGCUGUAUCCUAUAAUUAUAAAAAAAAAAAUAUUAUAAUUUAAAAUAAAUAUUAAGAUAUUACUCAAACAAAAUACAGAAAACACGCGAAUCCCUUAUUCCCCUCGACAUUGUCUUGUUCUCACGACACGAAAAAAAAAAAAUGCGACACGAUUUUACAAUAAAUAUUCAUAAUUGCAUAAACCUAUAUUAAAAAGAAUUAAAUCUAGAAACUAUCCAGCGUAUAUAGUAGUAAUAGCACUACACAUCAAAUGCUAAUAUAUGAUGGUGAUUUGCAAUGAAUUUACGUUCGUUUUUUAUUGUUUUCUGUAAAAAGACUUAAUUAAACAAUUUCAGUCCCA
Molecule: messenger RNA, 5038 nt
Organism: Leptopilina boulardi
Lineage: Eukaryota; Metazoa; Arthropoda; Insecta; Hymenoptera; Figitidae
Product: TOX high mobility group box family member 3-like
Exons: 12
Coding region: 819-2645 (608 amino acids)
Biological process (GO): regulation of transcription by RNA polymerase II
Cellular component (GO): nucleus
Molecular function (GO): chromatin DNA binding
Source: RefSeq, a predicted model, not a curated record